AUGGACCAGCGUAUUGACCACCUUGUGCGCCAGAUCGAUGAUUGCUGGAUCACAUAUUCAAUUGCACAAGGCAUCUUAAGCGCUCUCGACGACUCUAUUAGAUUUGAUGAAGAUAAACACACGGAGAUUCAUGAACAGGAACGGAUACGGGACGCAAGCGGCGCUGAGGGCCUUGCACAUCAAAGAACUCUAAUUUCACUGCUACAAGAUUGCGACUGUGUAAACGGUUACGCACAGAACGUCAUUGAACUUGAUUUUCGUUCAGCGAACCUCAGCAAACAACCUGGGGAGGUCAGGGACCUGCGCGCCACACCUGUUGAACAAAGCCAACAAGACGUGGCGAACAAUAUUGUUCGUAUUGGACCUCAGCGAUACGUCUCUAAUCACAGUCCUAUCAUCAAAUCCAUCCCUCUAAAUGAAGUGAAAAAGAAGAUCAGUAAAGCAGUCCGCAUCAAUAUAACGGAAAGAGACCAAAAGAUGCCCGGGGCCACGCAAGAGAGAAUGAAUCGUCUUCACGCCGCUAUAUCUCUUUAUUUGGUCAACUCGUUUGAUCAAACACCACAGCAGAAGCAUGGAAAUGAUCUUGUUAAGCGGCAUUGCGAUUACACCGGUGCUAAACUCCUGUGGACACCCGGACCGUUCUCGAUGUCCGUUGAGGCUAUAUAUCCAAUAGCGAUAUUUGAGGGCAAGGAUGCUUAUCAUAGUCCCUCAAAUGUGUGCCUGGUUUCAACAUACCUCAAUGUGUUAAAGAAGACGAACCCGAUUUUGCUUCUACCGCUGAUAGCUGUUUGUCUAAAUAUUAGCGACAGCAGCGCUGUUACAACAUACAAGCAACAACACUUGUGGGCAUACAACGCCAUCUGUAACAUCUGCACCAUCUCUACCGCUUUCUACACCAGUUCAUCGCCUCAUCUGCGCGCGAUGGAGUGGGAAUCUUGGGAGAUGCCACUGAAGAUGGCAUUUCUGGACGCAUCCAGGACCGGGAUCAUGGGAUCAGAAGUUGAAGCAAUGGUCCAGCGACUUCGACCUGAGCAACUUUUCAGACCCAGAAAACAUGAGUAUUUCGGAGAACCGGCGAAUUAUAAGAUAAGACAGCAUUCGUGGGAUUGGAAGCAUGUUUACAUCAACCUGCUCCGAAUUGCGGACCAUUACGGUAUCACCGAAUCAGAGUUUGAGUACUACCUAACGGUGAGCUCUCCAGAACAAGAUAAAGUUACCGAUCGAAUCUUCUACUUUUAUCACAUCCUGUCGAAGGUCCAAGCAGAGGCUAUAGACUGGAAUUGGGAAACACUUCGCAGAGUUGUGCAAUGCAUGCUCUAUACUCUCAAAAAUGAAUGCAAUAAGUACGCUGAAGAAGCCGGCCUUGGAGAAGAUAUGGACCAGUUCAAAGUCAUUUACUGGAUUGCUGGCCACUAUUGCAAGCAAAUACAGAGGCUCAAACUCCAAUAUCCUGAAUGGACCAUGGAAGAUAUUGGCUUCCGCGCUUUCUUAGAUCGCUGGGGAUUACCAUUGGUUCCUUGGACAAGUCACCCUCUAAAAUCGUCUUUAUGCAAGAAACAAGAUCACGGAAUUUGCAUGCUAUUUGGCCUAAGAGAACAAGAAGAAUUCAACCCAGUGACGCUUUUCGACUGGGAUAGCUGCACAAUCACCAUCGAUACUGUUUUUACGAACUUUGCAAUGUUUAAUUAUUCGUCGACCAUCUGGAAUGAUAUACGAGCAAAUAUUUCCAGCAUACCUCUUCAUCAUUGUUUUUGGAGGGUGGACCAAGAUUUGGGGAAUGUUAUGUGGUCCGGCCUGUCAUACAGCGCCAAUAAACCCAUGCCUCCAACACCUGAGUUCGAUGUCGAGCUUCUCCCGUUGACAACGCUAGCUGGACCCUUCAAAUGCAUUGAGUUAACCGUCCACCAGUUACAGAUAUUGAUGAAGAGCUAG
Trichoderma aggressivum f. europaeum is the source of this 1932-nucleotide messenger RNA. RefSeq lists its product as uncharacterized. The coding region runs from base 1 to 1932 and encodes 643 amino acids. The transcript is spliced from 3 exons. The record is from RefSeq and is a predicted model, not a curated record. Lineage: Eukaryota; Fungi; Ascomycota; Sordariomycetes; Hypocreales; Hypocreaceae.